GGGAGGGGGCGCCCGCGCGCUUGCGCCUUGGCUGCCUGUCGGUUGCUGGGUAACCGCGUCAGGGAGGAGUCAGUCUAUCCUACAAGGGCGCCGGGACCCACAGCAGCAGCUGUCCCCAAAGAACCCCUCACGACGCGAACUGAAACAGAAGAGAGUCUGAAUUUCCUGUGCAUGGUCAAGAAGACGGACGAACUCCUCCCCGGAAGAGGGAGCAGGUUUUGUCGGUUUUCAGGGUUUGAAGUGUUUUGCGGAGAUGCCCAAGCAGGCUCGCAGGCAGAGUUUCAACAUUCUCAGAGGAUCCAGGAAGAGAGAUGAAGACUCAGGGACUGAAGUAGGAGAAGGAACUGAUGAGUGGUCCCAGUCCAAAUCUGCAGUUCGACCCCCAGACCAGCUAGAGUUGACUGAUGCAGAGUUAAAAGAGGAGUUCACUCGGAUCUUGACAGCCAACAACCCACAUGCACCCCAGAAUAUUGUCAGGUACAGCUUCAAAGAAGGCACAUAUAAAGGUGUUGGUUUUGUGAACCAACUGGCAGUUCACUUCAGCCAGGUCGGGAACCUGAUCCCGAAAGACUCAGAUGAAGGACGGCGGCAGCACUAUCGUGAUGAGAUGGUGGCAGGUUCACAGGAGUCUGCCAAGGUGGUAACUUCAGACACAGAAGUCCUUGAAGAAGAUGAAGAACCCAAAGAGCCAGAAACUGAAGCUGGGAGCCAAACAGAUGUGCCAGCUGCAACUGAGGCAGCUGAAAAAGAAGAUUUUAUGGCUCCUGUACAACUCAAGGAACGAAAACUCACUAACCAGUUUAACUUCAGUGAAAGAGCAUCUCAGACCUUCAACAACCGUCUUCGGGACAGAGAAUGUCAGAUGGAGCCCCCACCUAGGACAAACUUUUCAGCCACAGCCAAUCAGUGGGAAAUCUAUGAUGCCUAUGUAGAUGAGCUUGAGAAACAGGAAAGGACCAAAGAGAAAGAGAAGACAAAGACCUCAGUAGCUAAAAAAACGGAGAAGCCAGCCAUGAGGAAGCUGACAUCUAUGGAGUCUCAGAGUGAUGAUAUCUCCAAAGUGUCCCAAGCUGCUAAAAUUGUGGAGCGGAUGGUCAACCAGAACACAUAUGAUGAUGUUGCUCAGGAUUUUAAGUACUAUGAAGAUACUGCUGAUGAAUACAGAGACCAGGAGGGUACGCUGCUGCCUCUCUGGAAGUUUCAAAAUGACAAAGCCAAGCGCCUGGCUGUCACUGCCCUCUGCUGGAAUCCAAAGUACAAGGAUCUGUUUGCAGUGGGACACGGCUCCUAUGACUUCAUGAAGCAGAGCCGGGGCAUGCUGCUACUCUACAGCAUGAAGAACCCCAGUUUUCCUGAGUACAUCUUCAGCAGUGAGAGUGGCAUCAUGUGUCUGGACAUGCAUAUGGACCACCCCUACCUGGUGGUCGUGGGCUACUACGAUGGCAAUGUAGCCAUUUACAACCUCAAGAAGCCUCACUUGCAGCCCUGCUUCCGCAGCACAUCCAAGUCUGGCAAGCAUACGGACCCUGUGUGGCAGGUCAAGUGGCAGAAGGAUGACAUGGACCACAACCUUAACUUCUUCUCUGUGUCAUCUGACGGCAGGAUCGUGUCAUGGACACUCGUAAAGAGUGAGCUGGUUCACAUAGAUGUCAUCAAGCUGAAGGUGGAUGGCAGCACGACAGAAAUCCCCGAGGGACUGCAGUUACACACUGUGGGCUGUGGCACUGCCUUUGACUUCCACAAAGAGAUCGACUACAUGUUCUUAGUGGGCACAGAGGAAGGGAAAAUCUACAAGUGCUCUAAAUCCUACUCUAGUCAAUUCUUGGACACCUAUGAUGCUCACAAUAUGGCAGUGGAUGCUGUGAUCUGGAAUCCAUUCCACACCAAGGUCUUCAUGUCCUGCAGCUCUGACUGGACAGUGAAGAUCUGGGACCACACCAUCAAGACCCCCAUGUUCAUUUAUGACCUGAACGCAGCUGUGGGUGAUGUGGCCUGGGCACCAUACUCUUCCACUGUGUUUGCAGCAGUCACCACAGAUGGGAAGGCACACGUCUUUGACUUGGCUGUCAACAAAUAUGAGGCUAUCUGCAACCAGCCCGUGGUGGCCAAAAAGAAGAAUAAGCUUACCCAUGUGCAGUUCAAUCCCAUCCACCCGAUCAUCAUCGUGGGUGAUGACCAUGGACAUAUCACCUGUCUCAAGCUCUCUCCCAAUCUGAGAAAGAUGCCAAAGGAAAAGAAGGGGCAGGAAGUACAGAAGGGUCCAGCUGUGGAGAUCGCAAAACUGGACAAACUGCUGAACCUGGUGAGGGAAGUGAAAACCAAGACCUGAGAGUGUGGCCCCAGGCCCUGUCCCACUUUUUGAACCCAAUACUUACUAGCCCUUGGUCUGGGUACCAGCGUACCUAAGCACCAAGCAUGGACCUCACCCUGAUUAAGUCCUAGUAUCUGCCCUUUUGGUCCUUAAGGUCCUAGUACCUUGCUCUAGGACUUAACCCUCA
Nannospalax galili (Upper Galilee mountains blind mole rat) is the source of this 2498-nucleotide messenger RNA. It is a transcript of the gene Dnai1, whose product is annotated as dynein axonemal intermediate chain 1. The transcript has 20 exons. Gene Ontology annotation, biological process: outer dynein arm assembly; cilium movement. Lineage: Eukaryota; Metazoa; Chordata; Mammalia; Rodentia; Spalacidae. Gene Ontology annotation, molecular function: dynein light chain binding; dynein heavy chain binding. The record is from RefSeq and is a predicted model, not a curated record. Bases 254 to 2329 code for a protein of 691 amino acids. Gene Ontology annotation, cellular component: outer dynein arm.